AUGAAGAUGCUCACCAGCAUUCCCCGAGAUACUAGGAAUGAGUUCCUGACACGCCGUCCAAGGUAUACGCGCGCACUGGAAGAUCGAGUCGCCUUUCUUGAGCUCCAGCUCUCGCAGUCCCGGCAACAGGGCGUCAAAGCGGCCAAUACGCCGUCGCCUCUCAAUCAUCAGCAUAAUGCCCUCGAAGAAGUCGUCGACACCUUGCAUGGAGGCAACUUUGAAGCCCCUGCGUACGUCGGCACUGCUUCAGGCUUGACCCUGGCCGUGAUUCUGGGCGAGAUGGUCCAGGCAACGGUAUGGAACAAGGCCCUCCCCGUCCAUCCCGAGGCCGGAGACCGCCAGGAAACAAUGGCAUCGCGGCCCGCCGACCCCAAGCACGAGCACGAGCGAGGCCGGCCUUAUAACAUGGACGACCUGCGCGCCAACAGUGCAGAGCCGCCCAGCGAUGACCACGGGCGCCGCAUGAUCAACGCGUAUCUGUCCAUGCUGCACAAGAGGUAUCCCCUGCUCGAUCAGGCUGAGCUGUGGAGUCUCCACGAUGACCGACUUCGUCUGGGCGCCGCCAAACACUCGAGGUUGUCCAAGGCGGAACGGUUUGGCAUUUUCAAAUUGUACUUGGUCUAUGCCAUAGGGGCGAUGCUGCUGCAACUCACCGACAAGCAUACCGGCUCCAAACCCGAGGCUUACUACAUGACGGCGCUGCAGCAUAUAUCGGCGGCGCGGGAAUCGAGGACCAUGCAAAACAUCGAGGCCAUGACGCUGUUGGUCAUCUACCACCUCCGUUCCGCGUCGGCCCAUGGCAUGUGGUACAUGAUCGGCCUGGCCAUGCGCACCUGCAUCGACCUGGGCCUGCAUCGCAAAUCCAACGAAGACCAUCUCCCGAAGAAAGCGGCCCAACUGCGCCGCCGGCUCUUCUGGUCCGUCUAUUCUCUGGACCGGGUCAUCUCGAUCUCGCUGGGCCGGCCGUUCAGCAUCACCGACCGACAUAUAGACGUGGAACUGCCUGACCUGGUUGAGGAAUCCAACAACAAUCCAACAACAACAACAACAACAACAACAACAACAACAACAACGACUACAGCAGGCGGUGCAAAUGUGUCGUCGCAGUCCCCAGCGACACGUAGAUACCACACCACGACAGAACAAUCAAAGUCACAAGGCGGCCCACAACCACCACCGUCUACUAGUCAUACUACUCGACAUCCCAACCGACCUUCCCCCAUCGCAGCAGCAGUGUCUCUGUUCAAACUCCGCCGGAUCGAAUCGCGGAUCUACCACUCCAUCUAUCGCGCGGAUCGGCCUCUGACGUCCCUACUGCCGAAGAUGCCGCGUCUCUACGACGAACUCGAGGCCUGGAAGAAGGAACUGUUCCAGCGCGCCCCGGACCCGGCCGACCUAGACUACACGAUGCUGCACUACAACCGGGCGGUGAGGCUCUUGAUUGUGCCGUUCCUCUCGCUCCUCCCGGCCACGGACUCAUACUACGACAUCUGUCUCAAAGCCGCGGGAGAGAUCUGCCAGGCCCACAAACGCCUGCACCAGACCCUCGACUACGGCCACAGCUUCAUCGCCGUGCAGACCGUCUUCGUCGCCGGCAUCACCCUGCUGUACUGUCUGUGGACCAAGGGCGAGCAGAUCUGGUCCGUGACCUUGUCCAACGACAUCCGCGCCUGCUCCGCCGUGCUGUUCGUCAUGGGCGAGCGCGCCGCCUGGGUCAAGAAAUAUCGCGACGCCUUCGAGUUGUUGGUCAGUGCUACAAUGGAUAAAUUGCAGGACAAGGAGUCCGUGAGCGGUGGCAUUCUUCAGACUGCCGUUGCUGUGGCCGCUGCUACGGGACACUCUGCUGCUGCUGCGUCCUUUGCUGCUCCUGCUCCUGCUUCUGAACCGUCUUUUAAUGACAGGUUUAGUGCCAGUGGUGCUGCCAGGCCUGUAGGCGGCUAUGAUACCACUCCGGAUAUCUUGUCCAGUCCUGCGAGUUUUCAAGAAUACAAUCCCAACAGCAGCAGCCACAGCCACAGCCACAGCCACAACCACAACCACAAUGACUACAACAACUACAGUCAAACCCACAGCAGUCUGCAUGGAUACAAUUUCCAGUAUUCCCCUUCUCAACAUCAGUCCCAAACCCGACCAACCCCCGCUGCAGACCACAGUCCCGAUCUUGACGAUGGUUACGGUCACUCGAAUAUGCCGCCAAACCUGGAUCCGUUCCCAGCUGCCAAUGGCACCAGUUCCCCAUCGAGGAAUGGGAAGGGGACUGGGACUGAGAACAUGAAUUGGAGUAGUACUGGGGCCGGGAGUGGCCGGAAAAGUAUCAACGACCCUUUCAGAGUCUUCGUUCCCGAUACCCGAAGCAGUGCACAAACUCCAGGCUCCACGGACGACGAACGAGGCAGGGCUCACGAUGAUGCCAUGAGGGUCGUCAACGAGUUGGCAUCGUGGAUCGAUCAGGACCAGGACACGCCCGUGUGGAUGCCGGACUUCGAGAUGCUGGAAAACGUGGUGAACCCUACUAGUAUGGGCCAGGAUUUCAAUUUUCACCUUCAAUGA
Capronia coronata CBS 617.96 is the source of this 2550-nucleotide messenger RNA. RefSeq lists its product as uncharacterized. The transcript has 2 exons. Gene Ontology annotation, molecular function: sequence-specific DNA binding; DNA-binding transcription factor activity, RNA polymerase II-specific; zinc ion binding. Bases 1 to 2550 code for a protein of 849 amino acids. The record is from RefSeq and is a predicted model, not a curated record. Gene Ontology annotation, biological process: positive regulation of transcription by RNA polymerase II; DNA-templated transcription. NCBI's taxonomy places the organism in Eukaryota, Fungi, Ascomycota, Eurotiomycetes, Chaetothyriales, Herpotrichiellaceae.